AUGGCAUCCAACACCUCAGUCACUGGCUUAACAGCAGGCAAAUCAGAAAGCACACUCAAUCUUGAGAAUGGUGUUCUAUUUGCAUAUGAAAAUCUCUAUGUGGGCGAGACUUAUCUCAAACUAGAUACAAAGCUCUUCAAAAUUCCACCUGAUGCAAAGAAAGAACUGCUAUUAGAAGGAGAUGUCAUUACUGUUCUAAGCAAGCAAGGUGGUUGCUUGAUUCUUGAGCAAGAUUAUUCAUAUAUUUCCAAGGGCAGAAUGGCUGUAAGGUGCUUUGAGGUUGAAGCCAUGAAACUGAUAGUGAAGCACAUCUCUGUCCCUCUUCCUGAAGUUAUCUACAGCCUUAUUGAUGAUUGCAGUAGUGAGAUUGGAAUGACAACUAUUCCAGACAGCUCUAAUAAGAAACAGUAG
This is a messenger RNA of Coccidioides immitis RS, 411 nucleotides long. RefSeq lists its product as uncharacterized. Lineage: Eukaryota; Fungi; Ascomycota; Eurotiomycetes; Onygenales; Onygenaceae. The record is from RefSeq and is a predicted model, not a curated record. The coding region runs from base 1 to 411 and encodes 136 amino acids. The transcript has 2 exons.